Messenger RNA from Pichia kudriavzevii, 6150 nucleotides. RefSeq lists its product as uncharacterized. Bases 1 to 6150 code for a protein of 2049 amino acids. The transcript has a single exon. Gene Ontology annotation, molecular function: glutamate synthase (NADH) activity; flavin adenine dinucleotide binding; iron-sulfur cluster binding. Lineage: Eukaryota; Fungi; Ascomycota; Pichiomycetes; Pichiales; Pichiaceae. The record is from RefSeq and is a predicted model, not a curated record.
AUGACACAUAGAGGUGCGGUUGGUUCUGAUGCAAGAGACGGUGACGGUGCAGGUGUUAUGACGUCAAUUCCACACAAAUUCAUGAAAAGGGAAUUCCAGUAUUAUUGUAACGUUGAAUUACCUUCAUAUGGCCAAUAUGCUGUUGGUAACUUGUUCUUCAAAAAGGACAAUGAAGUUUAUGAAAAAUCAAAAACCACUUUUGAAAAUAUUGCUUCCUCAUUAGGUUUGCGGGUCUUGGGAUGGCGUAAGGUACCUGUCGAUGACACGAUCUUGGGACCUGCGGCAUUGUCUAGAGAACCAAAAAUCUACCAACCAGCUGUUGUUCUUGAAGAAGCUUAUGGCUCUGGAGUUUCCCCGGUGGAGAUCUCAGAUGAAGAUUUUGAAUCCAAGUAUCAAAAACAUUUCGAGAAACAAUUGUAUAUUUUGAGAAAACAAUCGACACAUACGAUUGGCUUGCACAAUUGGUUUUACAUUUGUUCGUUAUCCAACAAAAACAUUGUUUAUAAAGGUCAGUUAGUUCCUGCUCAAGUUUACCAAUACUAUUACGAUUUAGUGAAUGCAGAUUACGAAUGUCAUUUUGCCCUAGUACAUUCUAGAUUCUCUACCAAUACUUUCCCAUCCUGGGAUAGGGCACAGCCUUUAAGAUGGGCAGCACAUAAUGGUGAAAUCAAUACUCUUAGAGGUAAUAAAAACUGGAUGAGGGCAAGAGAAGGUGUUAUGGCCUCCAAAUUAUUCGGUGAGGAUAUUGAUAAAUUGUAUCCUAUUAUCGAAGAAGGUGGUUCGGAUUCGGCUGCUUUAGACAAUGUCUUGGAACUUUUAGUCAUUAAUGGUGUAUUGACAUUACCUGAGGCUGUUAUGCUUCUAGUUCCUGAAGCAUGGCAAAAUAAUGAACAUAUGAAUCCUAAGAAGAGGGCGUUCUACGAAUGGGUGGCUUGUCUUAUGGAACCUUGGGAUGGGCCUGCCUUGUUUACCUUUUCUGACGGUAGAUUCUGUGGUGCCAAUUUGGAUAGAAAUGGUUUAAGACCUUGUAGAUACUACUUGACAGAUGACGACAUCAUGAUAUGUGCGUCUGAAGUUGGUGUUAUUCCUAUUGAAUCCAAAAAAAUUGUAGAAAAGGGUAGGCUACACCCUGGAAGAAUGUUAUUAGUUGAUACAAAGGAGGGAAGAAUUGUUGACGAUAGGGAGUUGAAGAAGCAAGUUUCAAAUAGGUUUGAUUUUAAGGCUUGGACUUUGUCCAAUAUGAUUACUAUUCCUGAACUUAUCACCAAAUUAGAAAACCGUGGCAUUAGCUUACAGACAAAGGUUGAUUCCGAUACAAAAAUCAAGGAUGAUCCAAAGUUAUUGGCUAACGGUUAUACUCUGGAGCAAGUCUUAUCCAUUCUAGUGCCAAUGGUGAAUACAUCAAAGGAACCAUUGGGCUCUAUGGGUAACGAUUCGGCCUUGGCAUGUUUGUCUGAACAACCGAAGUUAAUUUAUGAUUAUUUUAGGCAGUUGUUUGCUCAAGUUACUAACCCACCAAUUGAUCCAAUUAGAGAAAAAAUAGUCAUGUCAUUGGAAUGUUAUGUUGGUCCUCAAGGCAAUUUGUUGGAAAUGAAUCCAAAUCAAUGCAAUAGAUUGAAACUGAAAUCUCCAAUCUUAUCAAAUGAUGAGCUAUUGGCUCUGAAGGAGAUCAACAAGGUUCAUCCAUCUUGGUCUGUCACAAACAUUGACAUUACUUUUGAUAAAUCAGAAGGUUUAACGGGAUAUACUGAAGCAUUGGAUAGAAUUUGUGAAGAAGCAACUCAGGCAAUCUUGGAUGAUUCCCAAGUGAUUAUUUUGUCAGAUAGGAAUCUCUCGGAAUCUAGAGUUGCCGUAUCUGCUCUAAUUGCUGCAGGUGCUGUUCACCAUCACCUAGUCAGACAAAAACAAAGAUCUAAAGUUGCCAUUAUUGUUGAAACGGCAGAAGCAAGAGAGGUUCACCAUUUCUGUUGCUUAGUUGGAUAUGGUGUUGAUGGUAUUAACCCUUACUUAGCCAUGGAUACCUUAAUCAAGUUGAACAAUGAUAAUCUACUAUCAAAAUCAUACACAAAUAAGGAAAUCAUUCAUAAUUAUAAAUAUGCUAUUGAUGAUGGUCUCUUAAAAGUCAUGUCGAAGAUGGGUAUUUCAACUUUAGCUUCCUACAAGGGUGCUCAAAUUUUUGAGGCAUUAGGCGUAGAUAACUCUGUUAUUGAUAGAUGUUUUUCUGGUACUGCUUCAAGAAUAAGGGGAAUAACUUUUGAAUAUAUUGCACAAGACGCAUUUUCGUUGCAUGAAUUGGGCUAUCCGUCAAGGGAUACGAUAAAACCUAAGGGUUUACCUGAAUCUGGUGAAUAUCAUUGGAGGGAUGGUGGGGAAUCACAUGUCAAUGAACCUGCUGCUGUCGCUUCGAUUCAGGAUGCUGUUAGAAAUAAGAAUAGCAAGGCCUAUGAAGCAUAUUCCAAAAAGGAAUAUGAUGCAAUCAAGAAUUGUACUCUCAGAGGCCUGUUAGAUUUUGAUUUUGAAUCUUCUACACCAGUUCCUAUCGAUCAAGUUGAACCGUGGACUGAGAUUGUUAGACGCUUUUGUACUGGAGCAAUGUCUUAUGGUUCCAUCUCAAUGGAAGCACAUUCUACAUUAGCCGUUGCUAUGAAUAGAUUAGGAGGAAAAUCAAACACUGGUGAAGGUGGUGAGGAUGUUGAAAGAUCCAAAGCUUCUGAGAAUGGUGAUUCGAUGAGAUCUUCAAUCAAACAAAUUGCAUCAGGUAGAUUCGGUGUUACUUCUUAUUAUUUAUCUGAUGCUGAUGAAUUACAAAUUAAGAUGGCACAAGGUGCCAAACCAGGUGAAGGUGGUGAAUUACCAGGUUAUAAAGUCUCUGAGUCUAUUGCAAAAACUAGACAUUCUACCCCUGGUGUAGGUUUAAUUUCUCCUCCACCACAUCAUGAUAUUUACUCUAUUGAAGAUUUAAAACAACUUAUUUAUGACCUAAAAUGUGCUAAUCCAAGAGCUCGGGUUUCUGUUAAGUUGGUCUCAGAGGUUGGUGUUGGUAUUAUUGCAGCCGGUGUUGCUAAGGCCAAGGCAGAUCACAUUUUGGUCUCAGGUCACGAUGGUGGCACUGGUGCGGCUAGGUGGACCGGUAUUAAAAACGCCGGUUUACCAUGGGAAUUAGGAUUAGCAGAAACCCACCAAACAUUGGUCCUAAACGAUUUGAGAGGCAGGGUUGUUGUCCAAACUGACGGACAAUUGAAAACAGGUAGGGACAUUGCAGUUGCAUGUUUGUUGGGUGCUGAGGAAUGGGGGUUUGCUACUGCUCCGUUGAUUGCAAUGGGUUGCGUUUACAACAGAAAAUGUCACACUAAUACAUGUCCUGUCGGUAUUGCCACACAAGAUCCUUACCUUAGAAAGCAAUUCAAGGGUACGCCGGAACAUGUUAUCAAUUUCUUUUACUAUGUCGCAAACGAGCUCAGAGCUAUCAUGGCUAAGUUGGGUUUCAGAACCAUCGAUGAAAUGGUGGGUAGGGCUGAAAAGCUUUAUGUGAGAGAUGAUUUGAGAACUACCAAGAAUGCAAACAUUGAUUUAUCUCCAAUCUUGACUCCUGCACACUCUAUCAGGCCUGGAGUUGCAACUAAGUGUGAGAAGAAACAGGAUCACAGGCUCCAUGUUAGGUUAGACAACAAGUUGAUUGAUGAGUCGGAGGUUACUCUGGAUAGAGGAUUACCUGUUACGAUUGAAGCAAAUGCUAUUAACACCGAUAGAGCUAUUGGUACGACGCUGUCUUACAGAUGCUCGAAGAGAUUUGGGCCAAACUCACUGCCACAUGAUACCAUUCAUGUCAAUAUUAAAGGCUCGGCUGGUCAAUCGUUUGGUGCCUUCUUAGCAGCUGGUAUCACCCUAGAAUUGGAAGGUGAUUGUAACGAUUAUGUUGGUAAAGGUUUAUCUGGCGGUAGGUUGAUUGUUUAUCCUCCAAAAGAUUCGAAGUUCAAGGCAGAGGAAAAUAUCAUCAUUGGUAACACUUGUUUAUAUGGUGCUACAUCCGGUACUGCCUUCUUUAGAGGUAUUGCUGCUGAGAGGUUUGCUGUUAGAAACUCUGGAGCACAUGCUGUUGUAGAAGGUACCGGUGAUCACGGCUGUGAGUAUAUGACAGGUGGUAGAAUCGUCGUUUUGGGUUCUGUUGGUAGGAACUUUGCUGCGGGAAUGUCUGGCGGUAUUGCAUAUGUUUUAGAUAUGGCACAAGAUUUUGAGGAGAAAGUCAAUAAGGAACUUGUUGAGUUAACUACCUUAUCUGAUCCUUUGGAAAUUGCCUUUGUUAGAGGUUUGUUAGAAGAUCACAGGCAUUACACAGAUUCUGAAAUUGCUUUGAGAAUCUUGAACGAUUUUAACAGAUUCUUGAAGAAGUUUGUCAAAGUGAUUCCUUAUGACUAUAAGAAGGUUUUGGAAGCUGAAGCAAAGAAGGCUGAAGAAUUAAGAAAGAAGGAGGUUUCGAACUACUUCUCCACUAUCAGAGAAGACCCUGAAGCAGACAUAACUGGUGGGGAAUUCUCUAAACCAAAGAAGCCUGUAAAGACUGAACCUAAACUUGUGGACCUUGAAGACACGAUUGUUGAUGUUAAAACUGAAGAAAUCAAGGCUAAGAAAUUAGACAAACUAGGAGGCUUCAUGAAGUACUCUCGGAGACAUGAGAAAUACAGGCCAGUAAAAUCCAGAAUUGGUGAUUGGAAAGAAUUAUCAACAAGGUUGACCAAAGAUGACCUAAAGGUGCAAACUGCCAGAUGUAUUGACUGUGGUAUUCCAUUUUGCCAAUCCGAUACCGGUUGUCCGGUCUCAAACAUCAUUCCAAAAUGGAACGAGUUAGUUUUCAAAGAUAGGUGGUAUGACGCACUACAGAGGCUCCUGAUGACUAAUAAUUUCCCUGAAUUUACUGGUAGAAUCUGCCCAGCACCGUGUGAAGCGGCAUGUGUUGUUAAUGUUUCAGGUAAUGCACCGGUUGGUAUCAAGUCCAUUGAAGCUGGUAUUAUUGAUCACGCGUUUGCUGAAGGCUGGAUUGUUCCUAACCCACCAAAGGUAAGAACUGGCAAGAAGGUGGCUGUUAUUGGCUCUGGUCCAGCUGGUCUAGCAGCUGCUGACCAGUUGAACAAAGCGGGCCACAAUGUUACCGUUUAUGAAAGAGAGGAUAGGUUUGGCGGUUUACUUAUGUAUGGUAUUCCAAAUAUGAAGUUAGAUAAAGGUGUUGUUCAAAGAAGAAUUGACCUGAUGGCAGCCGAAGGCAUAUCAUUCAUUGCAAAAACAACUAUUGGUGAGGAUAUACUCCUGGACGAGUUAAAAGCCCAAAAUGAUGCUGUCAUUCUUGCAAUUGGAUCCACUAUCCCGAGGGACCUAAAGAUUCCGGGUAGAGAGCUAAAGAAUAUUGAUUAUGCAAUGACUUUACUUUCGGCAAACACCAAGGCUUUAUUGGCAGAUGACUUAGAUACUAUCAGAGCUACUCUAUCUGGUAAGAAUGUUAUUGUUAUUGGUGGUGGAGACACUGGUAAUGAUUGUUUAGGUACUGCCACUAGACAUGGUGCUAAGUCUGUGGUCAACUUUGAAUUGUUGCCGUAUCCACCAAUGGAAAGAACCAAGGAUAAUCCUUGGCCUCAAUGGCCAAGGAUUUUCAGGGUGGACUAUGGCCAUGCUGAAGUGAAGGAACAUUAUGGCAAAGACCCCAGAGAGUAUUCUAUCUUGUCUAAAGAGUUUGUUGGUGAUGAUGAUGGUAAUGUUAAAGGUAUUAAAACUGUUCGUGUUGAGUGGAAGAGAUCAGAUUCCGGUGCAUGGCAAAUGCAAGAGAUACCUGGCUCUGAUGAGUUCUUCCCAGCUGAUGUUGUGUUAUUGUCUAUGGGAUUUAUUGGUCCUGAAUCUGAUAAUUUGAAUGUCGAAAGGACAAAGCGGGGCACUGUUGCGACUGCAGAAGCUACUUCAUAUCAAACCUCAAAAGAAUCUAACCUUUUUACUGCUGGUGAUUGUAGAAGAGGUCAAUCUUUAGUUGUGUGGGGUAUCCAAGAAGGUCGACAAUGUGCUCGUGAAGUUGACAUGUACCUAAUGGGAAAGACCAGGUUGCCGGGCAAUGGCUCCAUUGAAAGAAGAGAUUAUCAUUUACUUGAAGAAUUAGCAGCAAAGGUUUAA